This is a messenger RNA of Paramuricea clavata, 9241 nucleotides long. The record is from the annotation of a GenBank genome assembly. Lineage: Eukaryota; Metazoa; Cnidaria; Anthozoa; Malacalcyonacea; Plexauridae.
GGCGAUGAAUUUACAAUUCUUGCGCAUGCAGGGGAUGGUUGGUAUCUUGCAAAGGACAAAUAUGGGUAAGAAUAGAAAUUUUAAUUACUUUCUCUCAUCAUCGCAAGAUAAGUGUGAACUUUAAUUGAAGUUCUUGUUCUGCGAACUUUUUACGAACUAAUAUAUUUUAAAUUUUAAAUGACCUGUUCGCAGCGACUAAUUAAAAUUUUUAGUUUUAAAAAACAGUUGAAUCAAUGUAUGCACAGCGUAAACACGAAGCAAUAAUGAGCAUGUUUUGUGAUUGGCUUGCUUAAGCAAAAGUCAUCAGUGUUUGUGACUGGUUCUCUAGAAAAUGUAUUAUUUAGUUUCAUUGUAUUUCAUUGUUUUAGUCGACCAAUCAUGAAAGAUGCUCAUGUAGGUUUGUGGCGACCUUUGUGAUCUCGAAAACCCUUGGCCUAACCGGUCAUACGAACAUGAUGUGAUUGUUUCAAAAGAAUCAUAGUUGUAAUGCUUGUAGAACAAUAUAUCAAAGAGCGAACGAGCCUUCAAUACGAAAUUUAAAAUUAUAUACCUUGUACUUUUAUAGGUGGAUAGGUUAUAUUCCAGGAAAUUUUAUGCUCCAAAAAAAUGUCUUGGGAACCGAUGUGUAAGUUUAUAGCUUUAAUAUUUUUGCGCUUUGUAGAUAUGUGCAGCACAUAUACUGUAUGCGUUGUCCGAAUCAGGGUCGACGAGAGGUUGCGCGGGCCUGCAUGGUGGCAAACAUUGCCAGGGAGGCCAUACACCGUCAUAAUUGUGAAAGGGAGAGCGGUGUUUUCCAAUAUAUUUCACUUGAUUCAUUGCAUAUUAUCCAGCAGCUAGCAUUCAUUUUGUCAGUUAAGCAAUCUUGUAUCAAGAAAUUUAUUGCUUUCGCAACAACGACACAAUAUCCACUGACAAAAUGUUUACAUGAUACAUCAAUUAUAUCAUAGUUAAUAGAAUUUAUGGUUUGGACACUCAUUAGAAUAACAACGUAUAAAUAAUUAUUUAUGUUAGUCAGCGUUUAUUCAUAAAUCUGGUCGUUCGCCGUCACGUGCGUAUUGUAUUGUUGCCAAAUCCACCAAUAGCAAUUUCCAAUUUACCAUAUUGUUCGAGUCAGGUAACUUUCCUAAAACAUUGCUAUUUGUUAGUUGGGCAUGAAAAAAUACAAUACGCACGUGUCGGUGCAUGAACGACCAGAUUUCCGAGUAAACGUUGACUAACAUAGAUAAUGAGUUGUAUUGUUAUUCUAAGUUUCUAAACCAUCUAUUCUAUUAACUAUGAUUAUAUCAAAAUAUCAAGAUAACAUGUUAAAUUAUCAGCACUUUUCCUUGAGUAUGGAAUGAUGACUUUAAAUUUCUGAUAAAUUCGUCCUGGUUUGGCCUUUAUAUGAAAACCACAAUAGCCGGAACAUUUUAGCAGAACAAGUAUGGCAAACAUUUAGGAGUUGCCGCAUGUUACGAUCCCUGGAUUGUACUUGGAAUAGAGUGGAAAUUAGACAAUCUCUAUAAACUUGGAGUACGGGAGAAAAAUAGCCAACAAAGAUGGAGAGUUCAAUAAAAGCAAUCCCAAUUAAAGACGGGGAACAACACAAACAAAAAUGACAGUAGCAUGGGACACUUAUAUAUGAUACAUAGUCGAAUUGGAUAACUAAAACUGAGACGGUAUACGUAAAUUAGCGAAUUGCAAAUAAGCUCGCAACGCAGGGUCCUAUACACUUUAGUAUAUGGUAAAACACUAAUGCGCCUGAUAACUCUACUGCACAUACAAGUUGAUUAUAUCUAUAAGUUUCAUUUUUUAUAUACUGCAGAGAUCUCACUAGCCCGCGUGCAGGCCCAGUGAAGAAUAGUGUGACUGCAAGCAAGACCCGUUAUUUUGUAAAACGCCUCUUUUCAUAACACGCCUCUUACGCGCGUCAAUUGUCAAAAAAGAACCAAUGACAGCAACCCAAAUAUUAACAAACAAACUCGCGUUAAAAUGCUGCGGGGUUUUCUCUGCUUAUUCAGAAUAGAAACAAUGUGUAAAUGGCUGCGUUUUAACUCCAAAAAAGCAAGCAACGCAGUCAGUAAUUGCCCAACUUGCAGGUGCUUAUUUUCAACUAAAAUCGAAACAGUCAAAUUUGGACGAAUUUCAAAAGAAAACCAGUCUCAAACUUCAAAUCGUGAGGGAAGUCGUGCGUCCACAUUAGCAUUAAUGUGUGCUUCGCUGUCGCCAUUGUUAUAAAUAAAUUGUCUCACUUAUCAGAUCGUGUGUGCAAUUCUUGUUGGCGGCGGAAAGUACGAAAUUUCCGUUAUGUCAUUUGGUAAAGAACUCGACAAAAGAAAGCGUUCAGAGUCCAGAUCGUUUCGUUUCAAACGGCAAUUACUGCUUUCUGUUUCGCACUUUCAGCGAAGCCCUGGAAAUCGCAAAGUGUUUCGAAUAGGCUUACAUGCAACUGCCUCUAAAUCUUAACCGCGAAAAGCACUGUUUUCUUCAGUGCAAGAACAUCAACCAAAAGAUAAUUUUCUUGAGGGACAAAUAACGUGUCAAGUCUGUUUGAAAUUAAUGAAACUCGAGUAAAGGUUACUAGAGUUUACCCCAUGCAGUGGUAAUGUUGCUAUACCAACAAUUCACGGCAAUUACAUAACUGGAGGAACAUUCAAAGUGCAUAUUGCCUCCAAUUCUUCAGCGGAGUCCCAAACAAUGAUCUCACAGAGUCCAAAAAGCAAAAGGUUUCGUCGUCUUUUUCAAUUGGAAAGUAGCGACAUCAGUCAAGGUGACAGUCAGAACAAUUAGCUACGAAUCUAAGUAUGUUUGCUAUGACUUUAUGAAUUUGUAAUGAUUCUUUAUACUUCACAGUUUCAGUUCGUUUUUGAUCUACUGGUUUUAUAUACGUACAUUUCCGCACUUUGAUAUGCUUUUAGAGAGACAUUGACGGCAUUUUUAACUGAACAUUCUAAUUUGAAAUGUGUUAAGCACUAUUUACAUGUUUGGUUUGAAUUUCAGUAUAUGAAUGUCGUUUGUUUAUAAUAAUUAAAUUUGUUUAUAUAAUAAACACAAUAUUAUAUUGGUUGCUUGGAAAUAUGGAAUUUAUUUCUCGUGUUGAAGAGAAUAUUGCUCACUCAUGAACAAUAUUCUCUUCAAAACUCGAAAUAAAUUCCGAUCCAUAUUUCCGCGCAACCAUAUAAUAUUUUAUAUAAUAUAUAUAUAUAUAUAUAGUAUAUAUAUAUAUAUAUAUAUAUAUAUAUAUAUAUAUAUAUAUAUAUAUAUAUAUAUAUAUAUAUAUAUAUAUAUAUAUAUAUAUAUAUAUAUAUAUAAACUACACAUUAUGCCUAAGCCUUUAUGCGCACGCUCACUGCAUUUCACAGUUUAAAAACGGCGAUAAAGCACAUAAGUAAAGACAUUGUAGCGCCCUUCAAGGAAAGCUCAAACAACGGCAACUGUGGACAGCUGUUUCGCCCUUUUUGGGGCUCAUCAGCACAGUGCACCGAUGAUGAGCUUCCACAUACCAAGAAUAUAUAUACUAUAGAAGACAGUGUGGUAGAUGUGGGACACUACAGAACUUUAUAUACUACACAUUAUGCCUAAGCCUUUAUAAUAUAUAUAUAUAUAUAUAUAUAUAUAUAUAUAAUAUAUAUAUAUAUAUAUAUAUAUAUAUAUAUAUAUAUAUAUAUAUAUAUAUAUAUAUAUAUAUAUUAUAUAUAUAUAUAUAUAUAUAUAUAUAUAUAUAUAUAUAUAUAUAUAUAUUAACAGACAAAUUUUGCAUUGUAUUUCCGUAGGAUUUGUAAAUAUUGAGUUAAUUUAUCUAUUACAUGCAAAGGUUCUCUAAUCAAAAUCUUGUAACAGGAUAUGUGAGUUUCAGAAAAUGUCUGUUUCAGACAAAAAUUAUUCAAAAUGACUAUAUGCGGGCUCGUAUUGUCAGCGGACAUCUUACAGAAAGUGGCCAGUUCUUUGAAAAAUGCAAAAGUUUCAAUUUUUCACCGCAAGUCCGCGCAAAUGCGAGCCUGCAGUACUGGAAGAAAAUUUGCUGAAUAUGACCAGCGUGGGUAACGGUUUAUCAAAUAUUAAAUGGGCGGCAGUACAGUGACUAUAGUUAAAUAUAAAAACUUUAGUUUGCAUUAGCUUCUCCCGAGCGUGCGGAAACUGAAACAAAGUCGGGGUCGGGAUGUGUUUUGUCUGACUGAGCAUUGUUUUUUCUUAAAUUUUAAAAAAAAUUUUUACCGGCUUUUCUAACUUUCAAAAGGUUAAGGUUAGGUGUUAGGGUUAGAGAAGGGUUUGGGGAUCGUUUAUCUUAUAACAAUUCAACGUUGACUAUAGUCACAGUACUGCCGGCCAUUUAGUAUGUGAUAAACGGUGACCGGCUGUCUGUCAUAUAGUUGCUUCGAAAAUUAUUAUUCUAGAAUUAAAUGCCUUACCUACAAACAACAAAUUGCAAAAAAAUAUAAUUUAGGCAUAAUGGACAGGGUUUCCCUAAUGUUGGUACAGACUGCAUGUGUAGGGUAUUAGCGUACUGACUGAAUGGAAAAUUCAAUAUUUAACAUUGCAAUUAAAUCUGUUUUGUUCACAAACUAUUCAAUAUGUCUAAGUCUCACAAACUAUUCUCACAAACUAUUCAAUAUGCCUGACUGAAAAGUUUGCAUAGUGUGCAGCUGAUGUUUUAAAAAAAUAUAUAAAAUAGUAUCAUGCUGCACACUACAAAUUUUCCAGAUUGGGGCUAAUAUGAGACUUCUAUAGUCUUCUCUCUCACACUCUAUUGAAUGACCACAUAUCAAAGACGAAUCAUGCUUAAUAUUUUGCUUUAUAUACAUAUUAUUUACACAUAAAUAUAAUAUUCAACACAUGUUGACACCAACAAGUCAAUGUUUGUAUCAGUGUUCGUUAACUUAACACUUCUUGAUCUUUUCAGUCAACCUAACCUGAAGUUCAGGCCCUAAUCACAGAAUAGGGCCUGACACAAAACCUAUCUAAAUUGUGGGAUUCCCGUCAAUCUGGUGGACGAGAAAUCUGAUUGGUUCAGCAUCAUGAUGGAUUUUGAUUGGUUGCAAGUUCACAUAAACAACAGUUUUAAAAAUAGCUCGGUCAAGGGCUCAAGGCGACAAUUAAUGUAAAGGUCAAACGCACGUAACAAAUUCCAUUAUCGAUUUCUUCGAAUUUCUUUUCUUUUAUGCUUUAUGGCAGAAAAUAAAUCAAACAAACAGUAUUUUGAAAGGGCUUCAUCAAAAUCUUUGACGAAUUUUGGACACACGACGCUGAAAGAACAGCCAAACUAGUCAUGUAUUCGAAAGUUUGUUGUUGACAGCCGAGAUGUUCUGCCAACUGGCUUCGCCGGCAAAAGUCUUAUUUUUAAUAUCAGGUCCUACCGGCGUUGUUUUCUGAGCUACAUCGCCUUCUUCGUGGUACGAUUAAGAAUUUCAUUGUUGCUGUUGUUAGCCCGUUAGUUGUUAUAGUAUAACCGCGUCCAGCAAGUUGAGACCUUGAGAAAGCUUGGCAGUCAAGGCCAGUCAAGUCGUGCACAGAACUGACUAAUUAAAUCUUUGUUUGCUGUUCGGUCAAAAUAGAGAAACUGACUCUUAAUUAUAUAAAAGUACCUUAAAUUUUUAAGUUUAAUUAAAAAGCAAAAUGCACACUCUGCGGACAUGUUCAUGAGAAUAUAAUUUUUUUGUGUAACGAAAUCUACAACACUUGUCAAUCAUAAUGCAUGUUGUGUCUAAAAAUAACAUGUGGGCGUCCCACGGUCUAGACAGGUUUUGAGUCAGGCCCUAUUUCAAAUUAGGGCCUGAACUUCAGGUUACAGUCAACCUAUUACUCUAAUCAGUGAUUUAUUAUCAUUGAAUAAAUAGACCUUAUUUAGAGCCUCCCCCAAGUUUACUUUAUGCAUACCUCUAUUUAAUCACAAAGUUAAUCCCCAAAGGUGGCCACUUAAUUGAGGUUCGAUUUUACUAGUUAAUUUUGUUAACCUUUAACCCAUUAAGCGCCAGCGUUUUCCCCUGCCGAGUAAUAUCGUCUGGCGUUAAACUGAGCGAAACAAUGAAGAAGGGCGCAUCAGGGCACAAUGUGACUCAAAGAGUUAAAUAGGCCUGCUAUAAUGUUGUCAGUAUGAUGUAAAAUAGUAUUAGUAUAUAACACAACAGGGAGUUGCACAUUUGCAUGAUAACACUCAUUAUUAUACAUUGUAGUUGGUAAAAGCAAUUUGAUUGGCUAAGAGCUUACAGUUAAAUCGCGCAAUCACGCAACCUACACAAAAUUCAGUCACAGAAUAAAGAUCAAUACUGGCCACUUACGUCGGAAGCUUUGAAGUUUAUGUCCUCGCGCAUGUCGCAUGACGCAUGUUGGCCACCAUUUUCCUAGCCAGUGAAUAACAUUUUCUGGCCAAUAAAUACGCUGUACUGGCUGGUUGCUCCACCUUCUGGCCAGUAAACUGCAUAUUUUUUGCAUAAGUAACGACGACACGUUGCACCACUAAGUGACCCUUCUGUUACUGAUUUUUAUUCUGUGAUUCAGUUAUAUGCUAGCAGAUAACUGAGUUAUCUGCAAAUCAACCCGCGAUGAUUAGAAGCGGUAUCUAUUUAACACAAACAAUUACAAAAAAAAGGAAAACUAGCAAAGCAAACUUCGGACAAACGUAGAAAAAAUGUGAAUACGGACAGGUUUUCAUAAAUAAAGUUUUUCAUGCAUGCGUUAAUACUAUGUUUAUUAUUCUUCAAAUGUACGAUAAACCAAUUAUUGAAUUUGGUUUUUGCGAUAUGCAAAAUUACCCAGGUUUUGGGUAAGCGUUAUCAGUCUCGUCUUCGGCGCGGCUCGGCUGAUAACGCUUACUUCGACCUUGAUAAUUCCGCAUAUCACAAAACCUCAUCCAAUAGUUGUAAAUUGUAGGUUAAAGUCAUAUUACCAAGUGUGAGUUACACAGAUUUAUACAUCAAAUUAAGCUUUUUCAAUAGUUAUGUCAUGUACAUCGGUUUAGCCUGGGAACUUUGCUUUCAUGAAUCAAGACAAAAUGUGAUUGGAUCACUAUUCAUGGGAAUUUGUUGUUUGUGCAGUAAGUGAGGUAUUUAAUUCUAGAAUAAUUUUUGUCUGAAACUCACAUUUUCUGAAACUCACAUUUCCUGUAUCCAAGAUUUUUAUUAGAGAGUCUUUGGAAUGGAUGAAUUAACUCGAUAUUUACAAAUCCUAUGGAAUAAAAUUCAUGAAUGUAAAUUUUGUAAACAAAACUAACUUACCUAGUUGCCUAUUAAUGACGGUAAUAGAUUUUAAAAUUUUUAUUGAUCUGCUGUUUAUCUCCAGUGCGGCAUAGUUGGAUGCUAAAUAUAUAUUUAAUUCAAUAGUUGUAUUGAUGUCCCACAGCAGGGCCGUAUGCGUUUAUUUUGAAAAUACAAGCUGAUCUCGUGCAUCUCUACGAACUAAAACUUAGGAUAUUCUGGAUAGAUCUAGCUACAAAACCAAUGGCAAUGAAAGCUCUUUAUAAUAUUUAUAAUUUUUAUAAUGUGUAUGGUGCAUGUAUAUUACUGUAAUAAAUAUGAAAUAAUUGUUAUAUACGCAUAUUAUACAAUACCAUUAAUAAAUAUAAUAUUCAAGUUGUACCGCACGCACAGACGAGUCUUUGACAUUGCCUACAUCGAAUGAUAUACGUUUGAUAACAGAAAUCUUCAACAUAAUUCUUGAUCAUGGAGUCUUAGCGAUGCCAAAACGGCAUAUAUCACAGUCUUUAUUAAUUAACGGCCUCUAACAGUCCGGAGAGCAUGUUUAGAAUUUACACACAGUUGGCAAGAUUACAGGAUCUCGUUAUUUUAUAGCAAUUCCACAUCUCUAUACGUAAGGUAAAUCCGUUGGGUUUACGUAUCAGACAGGAUGCACUUUAACACUGACAACAGUCACGGCCACAUUGUUUGCUCGAUCGAUCGGUCAGUCUAGAUGAUUUUUACUCUUAUAUAGCCUAUUGUGUUUUUACAGUGAACCGUGCUUUCCUUGCCAAAAGCCUUGUAUCGACUGAAAUAUGAUCCAACUUCUCGCUUGACAAAUGUAACACAACACUCAAUAAUGUAAAGGAAGUCGUGUCAUAAUAAAUACGAAAUCAUUCAGGAUUUCUUGUUGCAAAUUUAAAUUUUAUUGUCCGAAACUAUAAUAUACACAACUAUACACAAGUUGUAAUUUCCAAACGCGCGCCCCUGCCACCCUACACUAAUGACAUUUUUAAUUUACCACGCGUGAGACAUGACCACCCCCAAAUCCGCGUGAGACGUGGCCAGCCCCAGCCAGAGUCUUUCCUAAACAAGAGGGAAGAGCCUGGGAACGAGGUUGAUAGCAAACCUCGGCUCGACUGAUAACACUUACCUCUAUAAUUUUGGAUCUCACAAAACCUUCAUCCAUUAACUGCUUAAUAGCAAGCAUUCCUAUUAUUCUAUUUUCUAACUAUGUCGUGAUUCAAAGUGGUUUCAUUGUGUUUCAAACCUACAUGUUCCACGACAAAGUGGCCGAGACUAAAAUUGUGCGUCUUUGUUUUACAUUUUUUUACUUUAAUUGUAUAGAGGCAUUAGCGUCACAAUUAAAUUAGCGUCACUGAAAAACUAUCGUUGGUAUAAUUGAAAUUUGUGAUGCAUAUUUCAACGUUUAUAAUUCUUGAAUAUAAUAUAAUGCCAUAAAAAUGACUAACAAUAUCCCAUCGAAGGUUUCAUUAUUUUUUUAUUACACCCCUUAAGGUGGCGUUGGUUCAUUUAUAUUUUUAUAUUUAACUAAGCUAACCGCUUAGUGUUUUGGAUUUAUAGUGAUACCAUAAUUUUAAAUUAACCGUUCCAAUGUUGCGUCACAAUCAGCGCACUGAAAAUGUGCUCAUGAGUUUCCUAUCCAGUCUGUUUGCUAUGAUCUUACGGUGCAUGGCUGUAAGGAAUCGGAUAUUAAUCGUAUUUAAAUUGAUGCUUGUUUUUAUUUGCUUAAUUAAGUGCACUUAAGAGAAUGUGAUUGGAGGUUGAGACUGCCAAUGAAAACUAGUGAAAAAACUAAGAUUACAUUAUUUCAGGGUCAAACUAUAAUUGUUUCCUGACUGAAGAAAAUUUGGAAAAUGUCUGUUAUGGAAUCGUGUUGUGAAUUGAAUAACCUCGUCUUUUCCAGCAGUGUGAAAGAUGAAAGUGAAAUUCCUUCAAUUUUACAAUAUGAGAAUCCAAAAAGUGAGACUGUAAAAGCAAGCGAGAGAGAAUGCGAUGGUACUAUUAAACGACAGACGGUGGCCUUAAAUGAACGAACGAACGAUUUUAAGGAACUUCAACAAGAAAGAGAA